Messenger RNA from Octodon degus (degu), 4239 nucleotides. RefSeq names its product abhydrolase domain containing 2 (gene Abhd2). The transcript has 11 exons. Gene Ontology annotation, cellular component: sperm plasma membrane; sperm flagellum. Bases 215 to 1492 code for a protein of 425 amino acids. NCBI's taxonomy places the organism in Eukaryota, Metazoa, Chordata, Mammalia, Rodentia, Octodontidae. Gene Ontology annotation, biological process: acylglycerol catabolic process; medium-chain fatty acid catabolic process; medium-chain fatty acid biosynthetic process. Gene Ontology annotation, molecular function: acetylesterase activity; monoacylglycerol lipase activity. The record is from RefSeq and is a predicted model, not a curated record.
CGCUCAGGCCAGGGGUUCCGGCUGUAUUUCUAUGAGCGCAGCCGGCAGCUGCGGAGCUGCGGGAACCGGACAGGGGCCGAGCUGGACAGCUGUAACCAUCCACGUUCAGGUUAAUUUGAAUAAGAGAUCUGACCUGACCAGCUCAACUGUACACAUACAGCUCUUCGAAGAAAAUUAAUAUUUGCCCUGAGAGGAACAAGUGACACAGAUCAAGAUGAAUGCCAUGAUGGAAACCCCUGAGCUCCCAGCCGUGUUUGACGGGGUGAAACUGGCUGCCGUGGCUGCUGUGCUGUACGUGAUUGUCCGGUGUUUGAACCUGAAGAGCCCCACAGCCCCGCCUGACCUCUACUUCCAGGACUCAGGGCUGUCGCGCUUCCUGCUCAAGUCCUGUCCCCUUCUAACCAAAGAAUACAUUCCACCGUUGAUCUGGGGGAAAAGCGGACACAUCCAGACAGCCUUGUAUGGGAAGAUGGGAAGGGUGAGGUCGCCACACCCUUACGGGCAUCGGAAGUUCAUCACCAUGUCUGAUGGAGCCACAUCUACGUUUGACCUCUUCGAGCCCUUGGCUGAGCACUGUGUCGGAGAUGAUGUCACCAUGGUCAUCUGCCCUGGAAUUGCCAACCACAGUGAGAAGCAGUACAUCCGCACCUUCGUUGACUACGCGCAGAAGAAUGGCUACCGGUGUGCUGUGCUGAACCACCUGGGCGCCCUGCCCAACAUUGAGCUGACCUCGCCACGCAUGUUCACCUAUGGCUGCACAUGGGAAUUCGGAGCCAUGGUGAACUACAUUAAGAAGACCUACCCCCUGACCCAGCUGGUCGUCGUGGGCUUCAGCCUGGGGGGUAACAUCGUGUGCAAGUACUUGGGGGAGACCCAGGCGAACCAGGAAAAGGUCCUGUGCUGCGUCAGUGUGUGCCAGGGGUAUAGCGCACUAAGGGCCCAGGAGACCUUCAUGCAGUGGGACCAGUGCCGGCGCUUCUACAACUUCCUCAUGGCUGACAACAUGAAGAAGAUCAUCCUCUCGCACAGGCAAGCUCUCUUUGGAGACCACGUUAAGAAACCCCAGAGCCUGGAGGACACGGACUUGAGCAGACUCUACACUGCAACAUCCCUGACACAGAUCGAUGACAAUGUGAUGAGGAAGUUCCAUGGCUAUAACUCCCUCCAGGAGUACUAUGAGGAGGAGAGCUGCAUGAGGUAUCUGCACAGGAUUUAUGUACCACUCAUGUUGGUGAAUGCGGCUGAUGACCCCUUGGUGCAUGAAAGUCUUCUAACCAUUCCAAAAUCUCUUUCAGAGAAACGGGAGAACGUCAUGUUUGUGCUGCCCCUGCAUGGGGGCCACCUGGGCUUCUUUGAAGGCUCUGUGCUGUUCCCUGAGCCUCUGACGUGGAUGGAUAAGCUGGUGGUAGAGUACGCCAAUGCCAUCUGCCACUGGGAACGAAACAAGUCACAGUGCUCUGACACGGAGCAGGUGGAGGUGGAGCUGGAGUGAGGCCUCGGGACUCCGGCAAGCUGCAGUGGCCUGCCCCUAGGCCCCACGUCCCUUACUCGCUGCUUCAGGUCCCCCAUCUCCCUCCUGACCUGGAUCUGACCUCAUACCAUCAGCGGGCCACUUGUCAUGCGCUCCUAUCUCAAGUAGGCAGCUCUCUCCUGGGGGCUCCAGGCUAUUUUUGUGCUUACUUACUGGUUUUCUCCACUGCAUUGUUAGCCAUGGUGACAAGCAACAGGAUUCGCACCGUGUCAGGUUUCAGCAUCUGAUUGCUUUUAAGCCAAGUACACCUAGUUUCUCUAUUCAAAAUGUGUCUGGACAGCAGUUUUGCUUUGCCAAUCAAAAGGCCUUUCCCUGAGAACAGCAAAGGACACAUGUUACUUCGUGGUGAUUGUAUGUGCCCUUCCGUGGAGUUCCCCAUCCUAAGCGAGUGCUGAGGACUGCUGAGUUUGGGAAUCCUAGCACAUGGGCCUCUUAAAUGGCAAAGGAAUUCCCCUGAGUCACAAGCCAAGUUUUCUUCCUGCUCAUCUUCCAAGCAGUUUCCUCAUGCCUCGCUGCUGCUGAGAUUCUCAUGGGGCAUUUGUUAAAAAUUCAGCCUCCCAGGCCCCUCCCCUUGCCGAUGGUCUGGGAAGGGGUCUGGGGAUUUUAAUUUUUAACAAGUGCCCCAGGAGAUUCUCAUCACCAGGCAAACUUGGGAAACGCCUGUCCCGGCGCUUUUCCAUCACAGCACCUGAUGGCGCAUCUUAUUGCAACUCAUAGUCACUGGUGCCACCUCACUCCUAGGGGCUUCCAGAGCAGCAAGGCAUAUUGUGUAACUUCCCUGUGUGAUCACAGUGUGAUGUCCUGACAAAGGCCUUGGGGAGGAGUGGGAAUUUGGGCUGACCCUGGCUUUGCUUCUCACUGGCUCUGUGGCCCUGCAAGAGUCCUUUUGAACCUGAGGCUCUUCACCUAUGCCAUGGGGUGGGGGACCUUGGACCAGGUAAUGGCCGACAUGACCACCAAUUCUGAAGUUCAAUGAUAAACUCAGUCUACUGAGGUUUGAGAGAACAUCCCUCUUGGGACCGCAUGGCUGUCAUCAUUUGCCUUUUGUUUGUUUGUUUGUUUGUUUGUUUGUUUGUUUUUUCCCUGUCCCUCAUUUCAUAUAAAGAGGCCUGGGGAGUCUUUUUAAGCACUUAAUUGUAAUUUUAGUUUCUAACCCUGGUCCCUCUAACUCUGGUUUGAAGAAAGAUGUUUCCACCCGAAGGUGUCACUUGAAACAUUGAAAAGAAUAGUCUCUAAUUGUUAACUGUUGGAUGGAUCUUUCUGAACUGUCUUAAGUGAAAACAUCACUAUAGGUUUCAAGUACUUUUCUCCAGUCCUGUGGUACUUGACUAUCUAAGAACCCUAAGAGCCCUGCACUUGGAAAACUCAGCAGUUGCUCUCUGGAAACAAACAACUCUGAGAGAAAUCACCUGGAUACUUUACAAAGCUAUUUUCUCUCCUUCAUUUCCUUUGGCAGCAGGACAGACUAGAAAAUAAUUUGUGAGUCUGUGGGCAGGGGGCCAUCUGAGCUCUCCUAAAUGCCAGCCCAAAGGGUAUCCUGGCUGGAGUUUGGGCACUGGCCCAAGUGAAUGUGAUGGUAACGCCUGUAGCCUGAAGAAGUGCUUUCCUGACAAUCACAAGAUCACCCUGAUAACAACAGAAGCAGCCAUUCUCUCCGAAGACUGAGAUUUCUGUGGUCUCAACUUCGCUUUGGUAUAAUUUCUCACAGCAUCAGAUUGUGGAACUCCGGCUUUUCUCCCAAACUGUUGUUUUUGUCAAUGCAUUUUCUUUUCAUGUUCUUUUUGCACAAAUUGGCACUUUAUCCUCUGCCCCUCAAUCUGAAAGCUAGUCUUUCCCAUCUGUUACUUCUCCCACCACCCAAUCACAACUAUAACCUAGAAGAUUCCUAGCCAUCAUUCCUGCUAUGACCUUCAUCCCUUGAAGGAAUUUUUACUUUUUGUGAAAAUAGGUAAAUUAAGCAAUAACUUGAAAGGGUUGACUCGCCAUCCCCAGAAGUGAGGGGCUCCUUUUGUUUGCCUGAGGCUACAUCUCUUGACCCAUAGACUAGAGUGGUAGCCCAGGUACGAAUCCCUUCAGGAGAAAAGACCACUCUGUGGUCUCACACCCGGGGAGGGGAGUGGUACUAGGAGCGUGGGACACAGAUUUGCCACCAGAAUCCCCCAGGAGGUGGGGGCAGCUGAAAUCUCCUCAGUGUGUGAUCUGAAUGGUACUUACAUUUCAUUUUGGUUCACAUGAUAUCAACUGAAGCCCUCUGUUCAGGCCUCAGGCUCUCAGGCGUGGAAGUGAGCCCAGGACUGUGGCUGUCUCACAGGAGGAUUCUUGUUUGUGCCUGAAUGAGAGCACAGAGGGACUGAACGUGGAGAUGCAAAGUCGCCUGGUCAACAAGGGACCGGCACUUUCUAUGUAGGUCAUCUUUUUCCUUCCUCUGGACUUCUGCGCUCUCCUUCCCAGUCAUUCAUUACUGAUGAAAAUGCAAAUGCUCUCCUUGCUAGUAAGGUUUUAUUUGAGCUAAAACAAGGCUGAAUCUUUGAAGAGUAUACAAAUCUUCUAUUUUCAAAUCAUAUCAAGGCUAUAAAUCAUGUAGAUGUGGACAGUUCUUUGGCAGCAAUCACUUGUCAAAACCUAAGGGGCAGAAGCACCCACUUUUCACCUUGCCCCCCAAAUAAUUGGAAGACAAUGGUCCUAGUCAGAUUAGGAUUCUCUGACUU